Messenger RNA from Penicillium atrosanguineum, 1230 nucleotides. RefSeq lists its product as uncharacterized. The coding region runs from base 1 to 1230 and encodes 409 amino acids. NCBI's taxonomy places the organism in Eukaryota, Fungi, Ascomycota, Eurotiomycetes, Eurotiales, Aspergillaceae. Gene Ontology annotation, molecular function: protein binding. The transcript has 2 exons. The record is from RefSeq and is a predicted model, not a curated record.
AUGGCCGAGAAUAUGCAGCAUCCCAAAUCAGCUAUAACAGUCUUCUUAGACCAACCGCCAAGCUGCCUCGAGUUCUGUCCCGAGAUCCCAGACCAUUUCGUGGUCGGCACCUAUCUCCUAUCAGAAACGAAGAAGGACAAUGGAGAGAUCCAACAAAGCAAGACCGGAAGUGUGCAGCUCUGGAAAUUGGAUCCAAUCACGGACACAUUAACCCAAGUCCAGAGACUAGUACUACCAUACGCCGUCUUCGAUCUCCAUUUCCACCCCAGAGAUAGGAGCAAGUUCGCUAUUGCUAGCAGCACAGGAGCAGUCGCACUAUUCAGCGUCACCACGGAAUCUACACAGCCAACUAUCAAUCAAAUCUGGACAAAACAAGUCCACGAGGAUUCCUCCAUCCCAGCACUCUUUCUCGCUUGGACUCCAGAGAACUGGUUCUCUCAGACCAAGACAGAUGGGUUCGCGGUCACCUUCUCCGAUAGCCGGACAGUAGUCUUCGGCACGGAAGGCGAUCUCUCCGAGGUUGACAAGAUCACAGAAUGGGGUGCAUUCGAAGCCAAACAGAUGAUUGAGGUCUGGUUUGUAGCGCUGGCUGCCAUGCAGGGAGAAACAACCGAGAAAAAGGAUAUCAUUCCUUUUAUGUUCACGGGGAAUGACUUUGGAUCGUUACACACACGCCGAUUCGAACAACAUGGGAUGGAACCGCGGGAUCCUGAAGAGCCACUUGCGCCGAUGCUACUUGAGCACGAUGAUCGGGCUCGUCAUCACACAGCCGGCGUGACGAGUAUUUUGCCGCUUCCUGUUCCGAUGGUGGAUGAUGCUCCUGUUCUGUUGACUGGGAGCUAUGAUGAGGGCGUGCGGGUGUACCAUGCUACUCGACGUGGAGAGGUGCUCGCUGAGGAGGGACUUGGUGGCGGUGUGUGGCGGCUUCAACUGCUGAACUCGACGGAAACCGGCACUGCUAACUCGGGGUCUGUGGACAGACGCUUCUUGGUGCUGGCGAGUUGCAUGCAUGCUGGAACUCGAGUUGUGCGAGUUACUCAGACGCAGCAGGAUCAGAGUUCUGAGUGGAGUAUUGAGGUGCUGGCGGACUUUACGGAGCAUGAGAGUAUGAAUUAUGCCAGUGAUGUGUGGAAGGGCUCUAAGGCCGAGACGACUGAUGCAUCGGAGCUGGUUUGCGUGUCUAGCAGCUUCUACGACCGUCGCAUGUGUGUCUGGAGAGUCCAAUUAUAG